Molecule: messenger RNA, 2442 nt
Organism: Aspergillus alliaceus
Lineage: Eukaryota; Fungi; Ascomycota; Eurotiomycetes; Eurotiales; Aspergillaceae
Product: putative C6 transcription factor
Exons: 2
Coding region: 54-2207 (717 amino acids)
Biological process (GO): DNA-templated transcription; regulation of transcription by RNA polymerase II
Cellular component (GO): nucleus
Molecular function (GO): RNA polymerase II cis-regulatory region sequence-specific DNA binding; DNA-binding transcription activator activity, RNA polymerase II-specific; zinc ion binding
Source: RefSeq, a predicted model, not a curated record
CAUCAAGGCGAUACAGAUUGCCCGACCGAACGGAAAGUCCUUAAAUAGUUGCCAUGACUGGGUCCCCUUAUGCCGUGAAGAAACGCCGACGCCCAGCGCUGUCCUGCAGCGAGUGUCGGCGUCGCAAAGUUCGUUGUGACCGGAACCGCCCCUGUGCUCAAUGUAUAGCCCACAGGACCAAUUUGUGCACAUACGAUGAUGCUCGCCCAGGACUACAAGAACAUCAAAGACACGAAGAGGCAAACGAUGGUUCUAAUAUACUAAAUCCACUGGGUACCAGUCAAGGGACCGGCGCUGAUAGCGGGCGAACGAUCCUUGAAAUCCAUCAUCCAGAUAAUCCUGCCGUCCCCACUGAGGAGCAGCCGAACGUAGCUCCGGAUACCUCGUUUCCCUGCCCAACUCCCCCGGCGGAUUCUGGUCAGGUCCAUGGUAUAGUAUCCAAGACCAGGCUUUUUGGUCCCGGCCAUUGGAUGAGCACAAUUCCUCUGUUAAAGGGCUUACCAACUCUGGAGCCUGUCUCCCACUCUGCAUCUCCGUUUUGUCAAUCUUUUCGGGGGGUGUGCUAUGAACCCGAUUGCUCAAUCGUGGAGGCUGUGGCCCAAUGUAAGCAAUUAGCUCGCGACAUGAAGAAGCAACUUCCUAGUCGAAGCCCACUGCCGGCGGGCAUCCAUCAGUCGUUCCCUAAUCGCCUGGUGAUGAAAGAGUUAAUCGACCUUUACUUCAACACCUUCGAGUCAUGUUAUAGAAUUCUUCAUCUACCGUCAUUUCGAGCAGAGUAUGAAUGCUAUACCCAACAGCCAGAAACGGCCCAUCCAUCAUCUGUGGUGAAGAUAUCUCUUGUCAUGUCUAUUGCAGCUGCAUUGCAUUGUGAUUCCACGUUACGCUUUGACUUACGUGUUAAAGCUCAAAGGUGGAUUCACAUCUCGCAUACAUGGCUCUCGGCACCUCUCGAAAAGGAUCGUUUAACCAUAGACGGGAUUCAAAUCCAUUGCUUGCUUCUGUUGGCGCGACAAGUCAACCGCAUUGGUGCAGAUCUAGUCUGGAUUUCCUCCGGUUCUUUGAUACGGAUGGCUAUGCAAAUGGGGUUGCACCAAGAUCCGACUCGCUUAGGCCCAAUGAGUCUACUUGAAAAGGAGCUUCGAAGACGUCUCUGGUACACAAUCUUGGAGAUCAACGUCCAAUCUGCUCUGGACUCUGGAAUGUCCGCCUCAAUCACAGUGAAUGAAUAUACAACCCAGCCACCAUCUGACCUUGGCGACGAUGAGCUGGAGGAGGUCAAUCAGCACAAGCCGCCCACAAAACGAGUUUCAUACCCUACACCGACUUCCUUCCAAUGCCUAUUGGCAAAUUCCGUACCAUUACGGUUGGUAGCUACGACAGUCAUCAAUAGCCUGCAGGAGGGACCCCCAUACGACCAGGUUCUCUCCCUUGGAAGCGAACUGGCAUCGGCUUGUCGCAAUGUAGCAGCGUUAGUUGACAAACAUGCGUCACUCGAGGAUGGACCAUCACCAAAUGAAUUUCGGUAUGGCUGGUGUGACCACCUUCAUCGCCGGUUUUUGCUGUGCCUUCACCUACCUUACGCGGUCCAAGCCAAACAGAGCCCUCUAUACAGUUACUCAAUGAAAGUGUGCUUGGAAGCAAGUCAGGACUUGGUCUCUCUCCUGGAGAAUAAUUCAUACCAUCGCUUGCUGCUUAUUGGAGGAGGCAUGUUUCGGGACAUUAUCACGCGAAGUGCCUUAGUGAUCUUUCUAGAACUUGUUACACAGCUGGAAGAUGAUAGUUCCACCUACUCUAAGAAACGGAACCGCUUACGAAGAGAGCCACUAAUAGCAGAUGCGCGUAAGGUGGUCCGAUAUGCGCACGAUAGGAUGUGCUACGGUGAAACAAACGUGAGGUGCUAUCUAUUUACCUGUAUGGCGAUGGCCCAGACAGAGGCCAUGCUGGACGGUAGAUCUACAAAAGAUGACAUUCUUAACGCCGCUCGAAGCAGCCUCGCAGUAUGCCAUGGUAUAUUGAAAUCCAUGGCGGCCGGUGCACUUUCGAACAAAGCGAUUGAUUCCGACCUUGGAGCUUGGACGUACAAUGACAUGGCACCCGUACCUACCGCUGUCAACACAGACUUUGACUUCCUCAAUGAUGAGAAUAUGAAUUUUGACUUUUUGGAUUCCUGUAUCCUUCAGCGGUGGAUUGACGAAACAUUGCCCUAGAAACAAUUGAACCCUGAGCCAGAACCAAUGUAUACGAAGAUCUGCUCAAGCUGGGGGCUAAACUCUUCACUCGUCAUCCUAAUCAAGCGUAGGACUACAAAUCUCUACCACCGAUCGCUAUAACUACAUCCAAGCUGCUGGGGAGUAGAGUUUUGUGUGUAUUUUAAUAGCUUAGCUGUUUCUGACUCUCGGGUUUCAACUACCAGACAUACCUUGUCUCGAUACCAUUAUACGG